Tuber aestivum (summer truffle) is the source of this 1070-nucleotide messenger RNA. The record is from the annotation of a GenBank genome assembly. NCBI's taxonomy places the organism in Eukaryota, Fungi, Ascomycota, Pezizomycetes, Pezizales, Tuberaceae.
AACCCAACUUCAACAACCAACUCACCUUAUAGACUUUUUACUAUUGCGCCGCAUGCCCUCCCCCUUCCAUACUUCCUACCACCGUUUGAUUCUUCUCCCCCUCUCCCCACCCACCGCCACUACAACCAAAAGGCCAAGUAUCAGCAAAAAACACCCAUAGUCUAUUACUCUCACCCCCCACCCACCAUGGACCAAUCUGCUGAAUCCGCCAACGCUCCCGGAAAGUCCACAACCACUCUGAAUGGCGGCCAGUCCGUAUCCAAGAGGUUCCGUCCCCAGCUCUCCCUUUUCCCCUCUCAGAAGCCGAACUCACAACCAAAUCUGCAGACUCCAAACCGAGCUAAUGCAACUGAUGAUGUCCACAACUCCAGGAAUCUCAGCCUUCCCCACCGAUGGCAACCUCCAGCACUGGACGGGGACCAUAAACGGCCCCGAAGGAACCCCGUACGAAUCCCUGACGUUCAAGCUCUCCCUAGAGUUCCCGUCCAACUACCCCAUGGCACCGCCCACCGUGCUCUUCACCACCCCUAUGUUCCACCCCAACGUGGAUAUGUCCGGUAGGAUCUGUUUGGAUAUCUUGAAGGAUAAGUGGAGCGCUGUGUAUAACGUCCAGAGCAUCCUUUUGAGCUUGCAGAGUUUGUUAGGGGAACCUAAUAAGUAUCCCCCCCCNCCCCCCUUCCUCCUCCUCCUCCAUCUCAGUACGGCAUCGGUAUUGAGUACUGAUAACGGUCACAGUAAGAGUCCGUUAAAUGGCCAAGCAGCGGAGCUAUGGGAUAAAGAUCCAAAGGAGUAUAAGCGCCUGCUCAUGCUCCGCCAUAAAGAAGCGGAGGAUUGACUGGUUCGUGGGGGAUGUGGAAGGGUUUCUUUUCCGUUUUAGAGACAAAAAGGCAGCAUUGUUUGGGCGUUGGGUAAACUUUAAUUGGCUUGGUAUCCUGGGUGGAGAUCGGACGGAAACGAGACUGGUGCACGGUACGCUACUAUCGUGGUAGUUGGCUCGUGGUAAAUGACUUGACUUGUGUCUAUUAUUGAAUCUGCUUUUUUUUUUUUUAGCCGUUAUUAUCGUUCCCCAC